Molecule: messenger RNA, 294 nt
Organism: Rotaria socialis
Lineage: Eukaryota; Metazoa; Rotifera; Eurotatoria; Philodinida; Philodinidae
Source: the annotation of a GenBank genome assembly
AUGCCACGACAUAGUAAAAAAGCGUCGAAAGAUCCAAAUGCACCAAAGCGACCAUUAUCAGGAUAUUUUCUGUUUGCACGUGAUGAACGAUUAAAAAUUAAAUCGACUCAACCAAAUAUUCCUAUGACAGAAACAAUGAAAUUAAUUGGUGAACGAUGGUCAAAGUUGGAUGUUAAUCUCAAAAGUCAUUAUACGAAGUUGGGAGCAGAAGAAAAACUUCGAUAUGACCAAGAAAUGGUUGUUUAUCGACAGAAAACAGUAAUAGUAGAUUCUACUGAAUCAAUAGAAAAAUAA